UUCGAGUACUUUUCGGUUGGCCAGUCUCAUUUGAAUAGAUUUGAAAUUGAACCUCUUCUAGUUGUUUAUAGGUGGGAGAUAGUAAACAAGGUUAAUUCUGAAGUAGUUCGCCUAUAUAUAAAAUCUCAAUUGUUAUUUCUUAAAAUAAUUGUAAAGUAGUUCGAGAACACAUUUUGAAAAAUCAAGGAAAAUGAAAUUUGCGAUAAUAGGCUUAUGCUUUUUUGUAGCAGCAGUACAAGGUGGAGGUUAUGGGUUAGUUACAUCAGGAAGCUAUUUAGGUAGUGGAUACGGGGGACUUGGUUACGAUAACUACAACAUAGGAAGUUCUGGGUAUGGUGGCUAUUCAGGAUAUGGUGGUUAUACUGGAUACGGAGGAUAUUCAGGAUAUGGUGGUUAUUCCAGACCUGGAUACGGAGGUAGCUACAGUAAUUAUCACAAAACCGGCUAUGGAAGUUAUUAUCCAGGAUAUAGCAGUAAUUAUUAUCCUGGAUACAGUGGUUGGAAUAAUUACAACAGCUAUGAUUAUGAUGGUUACAGGGGAUAUGGCGGAUAUAGUGGCACCAACUUCUUAGGAGGUGGUUACAAACCAUAUAGUGGAUGGUCAUCUAACAAGUAUUAUAAGUGAAAUUUUCGUGAUAUAAAUUGAGUUCAUACAUUCUAUUUUUCAUGAUACAGUUUAAUUUGUAGAAUUAUUUUGUAAAUAAACUUAUAAAUAGAACCAGAAACUGUACUAUUCAGUA
Messenger RNA from Diorhabda carinulata, 740 nucleotides. Its product is annotated as prisilkin-39-like. Bases 191 to 625 code for a protein of 144 amino acids. The transcript is spliced from 3 exons. The record is from RefSeq and is a predicted model, not a curated record. NCBI's taxonomy places the organism in Eukaryota, Metazoa, Arthropoda, Insecta, Coleoptera, Chrysomelidae.